CGCAGCUUCAUUUCCAUUCUCUCAACCGAUACAAACAUUUCCUUUCUUUUCUUUUCUUUUCGUUUCGGACACAGAAAGAAAAGAAAAGAAAAGAAAAGGAAGAGGAAGACAAAUCUUAAGUGUCAUUUAUUAUUCCAAUAAAUCCAGCCAUCUUACUUGUUUUCCGUUUUCCCUUUUUCUAUUUCCUGCUCAUCUCUCUGCAUUUUUAUUUGGAGAAUUCUGAUUUCUUCGAUAUCGACGCCAAUCACAAUGCCUGCUUCUUCAUGAUCUUAGGGCGUUUGCUUGGAUCUGGUGGAUUUCUGGCUGCAUUUCAGAUUGUGUCCCUCAAAAUUUGGACUGGUACUGUGACCAUAGUUAAUCGGGAGAGGAAGAAUUCUUAGUCAUCUCAACAUGAACAGUCUACAAGAAAGGAAAUUAGGUGAAAAUGGGAUAUAUGACAGCUUAAAUGGCAAUCAUUGUCUGAAUGUCAAAGAAAAAGAAGGCCCUGAAGGCAUGGUCGAUGGCAAUAUACAAUCAUUGGUUGAGUGGUUGAACUGUAUGAUUCCCCAUUUAAAUUUGCCAUUGGAAGCUUCAGAGGAAGAAUUGAGAGCAUGCCUGAUUGAUGGCACUGUUUUGUGUAGCAUUUUGAACAAGCUGAAUCCUGGUUUGGUUGAAAUGAGAGGAAACACUGAGCCUGGACCAGAAAAAAUUAAAAAGUUUCUAGCAGCAAUGGAUGAAAUGGGAUUGCCUAGGUUUGUACUUGCAGACAUACAACAGGGAUACAUGGUGCCAGUUUUGCAGUGCCUUGGUACACUUAAAGCGCAUUUUGAAUACAAUGGUGGGAAAGAGAGCCUCCGUAAUCAUUCAAGAAAGUUAUGGAAUCUAUUGUUGACAAAUACCAAGGGGAUGCGUCAACAAUCAGAAGGACUUGCUGGUUCCAAAGGGGUACAUCGUUCAGUUAUAUCAGAGCCAUUUCCCACUUUACCUCAUGAUGCUGGACACAAGUUUUCUGAGGAGUUGCCACUAAAGCAAGGAUUCUAUGCUGAUCUUUCGGAUUCUGAUAUUCUGGAUUUGAUGAAAUCAAAUGGUUUGGACGAUGCCUCAACUCGAACAUUGUUCAGUUUGAUGAAUAGAAUUCUAGAUGAUAGCAUUGAAAGGAAGAAUGGUCACGUUCAGCAUAUGGUACGUAUAAUGAAGAAAGUUAUCCAAGUUAUUGAGAAACGAUUUUCAAUUCAAGCAGAGAACUUGAGAGAUCAAAACAAUCUUUAUAGUGUUCGCACAGAGAAGUGCCAAUCAAAAAUAAAAGUACUUGAGACCCUUGCAUCUGGGACCACAGAAGAAAUUCAGGUAUUACUAUCACAGCUGCAGCACAUAAAGAUCGAGAAAACCAAAAUAGAGCAGAAGGAAAAGCUUGAAGAGCAGGAUCUCUAUAGAUUAAAGGAAGAGAAAAAUAAUAGUGAUGUUGAGAACUUAAAUCUGAGAAAGGAACUAGAAUUAGCCAAGAAGACGCAUGAAGAGCAUUGUUUACUCCUAGAAGCGCAAGCAAAGGAAUCAAAAGUUGAAUUAGAGAAAAGAUUGAAGAAACUUGAGUGUUUACUAGCAGAAUCAAGAAACAAAAUGAAAGAACUCGAGUCAUUUUCUAAAUCUAAAUCUCAAAGAUGGAAAAAGAAAGAGGGAAGCUAUCAGAGCUUUAUCAAUUAUCAAUUUAAAGCUUUGCAGGAAUUAAGGGCUACAUCUGAUUCCAUAAAACAUGAAGUCUUGAAGACAAAAAGGAGUUACUUGGAGGAAUUUCGGUUCUUGGGAGUGAAGCUUAAAGGACUAGCAGAUGUUGCUAAUAAUUAUCGUUCCGUGCUUGCAGAAAAUCGAAAAUUGUAUAAUGAAGUUCAAGAUUUGAAAGGAAAUAUUAGAGUGUAUUGUCGGAUAAGGCCAUUUCUUCCUGGCCAAUGUAAGAAGCAAACAACCAUAGAAUAUAUCAGUGAAAAUGGUGAAUUGAUAGUUUCGAAUCCCUCAAAACAAGGAAAAGACAAUGAUAGACUUUUCAAAUUCAACAAGGUUUUUGGUCCAACAGCAAGUCAAGAGGAGGUUUUUCUGGACACACAACCAUUAAUUAGGUCAGUUCUUGAUGGAUAUAAUGUCUGUAUCUUUGCAUAUGGUCAAACUGGCUCAGGAAAGACUUACACAAUGAGUGGACCUGAUUUAUCGUCAGAAGAAGAUUGGGGGGUCAAUUAUCGAGCCUUGCAUGAUCUUUUCCAAAUCUCUCAGAGCAGAAAAAGCUCCAUUAGAUAUGAAGUUGGUGUGCAAAUGGUUGAAAUAUACAAUGAACAAGUUCGUGAUCUACUCUCAAGCAAUGGUUCUCAGAAAAGACUUGGGAUUUGGAAUACGACCCAACCAAAUGGGUUAGCUGUCCCUGACGCUAGUAUGCACCGUGUUAAAUCAAGCACAGAUGUCUUAGAGUUGAUGAAUAUUGGGUCGAUGAACCGUGCUAUUGGUUCUACAGUCCUGAAUGAAAGAAGUAGUAGAUCCCACAGUGUCCUCACUGUUCAUGUUCGUGGGAUGGAUCUGGAGACUGGUGCUGUUUUGCAUGGUAAUCUGCAUUUAAUAGAUCUUGCUGGUAGUGAAAGAGUGGACCGAUCUGAAGCAACUGGAGACAGGUUGAGGGAGGCGCAACACAUAAAUAAAUCACUUUCUGCACUUGGUGAUGUGAUAUUUGCUUUAGCUCAAAAAAAUUCACAUGUGCCUUACAGAAAUAGUAAAUUGACUCAAGUGCUGCAAAGUUCUUUAGGCAGUCAAGCAAAGACCCUCAUGUUUGUCCAGCUUAAUCCUGAUGUAAAUUCCUAUUCUGAAACUAUAAGUACUUUAAAGUUUGCUGAGAGAGUAUCUGGCAUUCAGUUGGGUGCUGCAAGGAGUAACAAAGAAGGAAGGGAUAUUAGAGAACUUAUGAAGCAGGUGACAUCUCUCAAGGACAUAAUUGCAAAGAAAGAUGAAGAGAUCGAGCGGUUGCAGCUGCUUAAGUCUAAUGUCAAUAGUGUGAAGCAUGGUACGAACUCCCAUAGAAGUGAAUCUUAUUCUCCAAGAAGACAUUCAAUUGAGAGUCCACAUCAAAGCCCCAGAACAAGUGGAGGGAAAAGCUUGGGACCUUAUGAUAAAGCGACCUAUGACAUGGAUAAUAGUUCAGAGUACAGUGAGAAACAUUCUGAACCUGGUUCUCUUCAGGAUGACUACAGACAUCAGAAGGCAUCUCUGCCACCAUCAAAGUCAAUGGAUGACUUAAGACUUCAAAAGGAAUUUCUUCCUCAGUCAAAGCUUAAAAAAGAUGUAAGCCAGAAUCCUAAAGAGGAUAUUGACCUCUUGGGGUUUGGAGAUGCAGAUUCUGACGAGAGAUUAAGUGACAUAUCCGAUGGUGGUCUUUCAAUGGGAACUGAAACUGAAUCUGUUGAGUUCAGUCUUUUUCCUGAGCCUGCACCAUCACCUGGAACUACAAGACCAGCUGAAACUGUUGAACCUACAAAAUCACCUGAAAUUGCCAGACCAGCUGAAGCAGCAAAACCAACUGAGAAAGCAGAGAACACCCAGAAACCAAGUUUUACAUCAAAGCUUCCAAGGCCUCCACAAAAAUUGAUGCAAACAAGAUUGUCACGCUUGUCGUUGAGUAUGAGUUCCACUCCUAGGGCUUCUUCAUCAACACCUAGGAAAACUACUCUUGGUAGUUCGUCCGCAGCCAAACCUCCAAAGAGAUGGCACUAAAUUUGGAGACUUUUUGGAUGGUAAAAAGGAAUUGACACUCACUGUAGUUUGUAAAUUCUAACUUUAUUAACAUGUUGCUUCUUUCCUUGCUUCCAUUUAUCCCAUGGAAAUGUUUACUUUGGAAGGGAUAUACAGCGAGGGAAUUAUGGUGUAAAAUGUACAUACUAAAGGUUCAUAAUCUUAAGCCCUUUGGGUUUGACUAUA
Hevea brasiliensis (rubber tree) is the source of this 3927-nucleotide messenger RNA. RefSeq names its product kinesin-like protein KIN-14J. Gene Ontology annotation, biological process: microtubule-based movement. Bases 391 to 3723 code for a protein of 1110 amino acids. Gene Ontology annotation, molecular function: microtubule binding; ATP binding; microtubule motor activity. NCBI's taxonomy places the organism in Eukaryota, Viridiplantae, Streptophyta, Magnoliopsida, Malpighiales, Euphorbiaceae. The transcript has 23 exons. The record is from RefSeq and is a predicted model, not a curated record.